UUAUUCAUUGUUACUGAGACAUGAACGGAAACAGUUUAAUGUUGUCCUUAAACAUUGUACUUAAAUUGAAAUAUAUGUAAAAAGUGAUAAGAGUGCGCAGUUGGAAACCUUUAAAUAUAAGAGUGAAGUACUUAGUUAUGGCGAACGAUGAUUCUAUUGAAACUGUGAUUGGACGCUUUGGUAGAUACCAAAUAUGGAUCUUUUUUCUGAUAACCGUCGGACGGUUGCCAGCCGAAUAUCAACUGACAAAUGUUGUGUUUCUGACACCAAAUGCUGAAUACGUCUGCAAUGAUAUCGGAGCGAAUUAUACAGCUAACUAUUGUCCGUGUGAUAAUCCUGAAUAUGACAUAUCCAUCAUGAGAUCAGCAUCCAGCGAUUGGAAUCUUAUAUGUGACAGACGGCAACUGGCAAGUUUUGCUCAAUCCAUGUUGCAAGUUGGAGUACUGAUCGGCAGUUUGUUCUACGGGUAUAUUGCUGACAGAUAUGGACGAAAACUAGCUAAUAUAUUAGCCCUAGUAACAGAGGUUAUAUUUGUUGCACUGUCAGCGUUUGCAACAGAAUUUUGGAUGUUUGUAAUUUGUCGUUUUCUAGUUGGAACCGGUUUUGGUGGUGCCACCCUUUGUUGUUAUGUUAUAAUUAUAGAACUCAGUGGAAAAUCCUUCAGACCUUACUUAACUGGCUUGUUGGAAAUACCAUUUAUCGCAGCCUACAUUACAUUGCCAGUUAUUGCAUAUUUCCUAAAGGAUUGGAGGGACUUGCAAUUAGCUUCAUCAGUUCCAUUUGCAUUUACUAUAUUUUAUUACUGGAUCAUACCGGAAUCACCACGGUGGCUAAUUACAAUGGGAAAGAAGGAGGAAGCUGUACAACUUCUCAAAUACAUAGCAAAAAAAAACAACAUGCUUGUUGACGACAUUGAAAGAGUAGUCGACAAAGCGUAUGAAGAAUCUCAAGAUGAAAGAAAACAGCAAUAUGGGUCUUAUCUAGAUUUAUUUAGGACCCCAAAAAUAAGAACAUAUAGUAUGAUUACCGCUUUUGUGUGGUUUUGCUGCAGUCACUCGUUUUAUGGCAUCAACCAAUACAUAGGUAGACUCGAUGGAAAUAUUUAUAUAAACUUAGUAUUGUCCGCAGCAACUCUUAUACCGGCUAUGAUAUACGUAGUAUUUGCAUCGUUGUAUUUAAAAAGGAGACUAGCGAUAAUUGCGAGUUUUGCUUUGACUGCUUUAACGCUCUUUUUAUUCUUGGUAGUCCCAAAAUCAAUGGAUACGUUGAUUUUAGUGCUAACUAUAAUUAGCCAAACUGGGGCAUUUACAGCUUUUGCCCAAGUUUAUCUGUUUUCUUGUGAAAUUUUUCCGACAGUAAUCCGUAACUCUGCUAUGGGCUUAAGUUCAACUUUCGCUAGACUAGGUAGCUUUAUUGCUCCAUUUGUGGUCAAUAUAGGAAUCGAAUGGGUAACAAUAACAAUAUUCAGUGUUACAGUGCUAUUUGCAUGUUUUUUGUGUUUCUUUUUACCGGAGACAAAGGACAUUGUGCUUUUAAAUUCAAUUGGACAAACUGAAAAAGAUGAAGCGCCCCACAUGGUAGAUGACGAAAGAAGCGUAUAAACAUUAUUUUCAACUGUGUGUUAAUUAUUUUAUUAAAUAAAAUUGUUAUUUUUUUA
Leptidea sinapis is the source of this 1657-nucleotide messenger RNA. RefSeq names its product organic cation transporter protein-like. NCBI's taxonomy places the organism in Eukaryota, Metazoa, Arthropoda, Insecta, Lepidoptera, Pieridae. Bases 138 to 1601 code for a protein of 487 amino acids. The transcript is spliced from 3 exons. Gene Ontology annotation, molecular function: transmembrane transporter activity. Gene Ontology annotation, cellular component: membrane. The record is from RefSeq and is a predicted model, not a curated record. Gene Ontology annotation, biological process: transmembrane transport.